Messenger RNA from Labrus bergylta (ballan wrasse), 1125 nucleotides. The record is from RefSeq and is a predicted model, not a curated record. NCBI's taxonomy places the organism in Eukaryota, Metazoa, Chordata, Actinopteri, Labriformes, Labridae.
AAGACCUAACUGAUCUAGAGAAACAACUUUUGGAACUUUUUUUUUUUCGAACAACAAAAGAAGCUUUGUGAGGAGUCAUGGUGUCAGCAGGCUUUCAGAUGUUGGGCACUGCCCUGUGCAUUAUCGGCUGGAUUGGGGUCAUCGUUAUCUGCGCCCUGCCCCAGUGGAAGGUGACAGCUUUCAUCGGCAACAACAUUGUCACUGCUCAAACCACCUGGAAGGGGAUCUGGAUGAACUGCGUGGUCCAGAGCACAGGCCAGAUGCAAUGUAAGGUGUACGACUCCAUGCUGGCCCUGAGCUCUGACCUGCAGGCUGCCCGCGCCCUCGUCAUCAUCGCCAUCAUGGUCGGCGUCCUGGGCAUACUCCUGGCCCUGGCAGGGGGGAAAUGCACCAACUGUGUGGAAGAUGAGGUCACCAAAGCCAAAAUCGGCGUGGCCGCUGGUGUGACCUUCAUCAUCGCUGGAGUUAUGUGCCUCAUCCCCGUGUGCUGGACGGCACACACUAUCGUCAGGGACUUCUACAACCCACUCGUGAAUGGAUCUCAGAAAAUGGAGAUGGGUGCUGCACUCUUUAUCGGCUGGGGGGCCUCAGCCCUCCUCAUCAUGGGCGGUGCACUCCUCUGUGCCAACUGCCCCCCCAAGGAUAACUACUCUGCCAAAUACUCAGCUGCCCGCUCAUCUACACCCAAAGACUACGUCUGAGAAGAGAACAGCCAGAUGACGAGGCCAAGAGACUGAAAAAAAGACUUUAAUCAAAUGCUUUGUUGUCCAGGAUUUGUUCAUGUAACCACAAUAAGUAUGAUCUGAAUUUCACAGGGAUUGUAUUGUGGUCACAGUUCUGUUUGAUGAUUUAAUGUUCCAGCUCUUAAGGAUUUGUUUCAUCAGCGCGGAGAAAGAGAGACGUGCACCACAACCAAACAGCUGUUUAUGAGGACUGAGUGAUAAAACGCAUGUGAGAGGGAGUCUAGUAUAUAAAUGUUACAACAACACACAACAUGUACAUUUGAUGAGCUGAAUUUGAUGUUUUUUUCUUUGUUUUCAUACAUUUCUGCCCUUAAACAUAUCAUUUCAUUUGAAUGUAUGCAUGUCUGCAUGUCUGAAACUGUAAAUAAAGAUUUUUUUUUAA